AUGAAGGAUACAAAAAACUACAGUGCCUUUUCUCAGUAUUGGGGAAAUUAUAGUAAAAUAAAGGUAGAAAGUCUUGACACAGAAUUGUCUCGGAUUGCAAACUCAGGCGACGUUAAAAAGUUUAGAGAGUGGGUAAUGGUGAAAGGUGCAGUUAUAAAAAGCCCUGGUAAAUCUAAAUCACUGCUUCACUAUGCUGUUACUUGCAAAAGUAGUAAAGAUACAGAUAGUAAAAGUAUAAACGAAGUAACAGGGAUCAUCAGUGCUGUGUUGCAAUCUGGUAUGGAUGACAUUAAUCACCAAGAUGAAAAUGGUAAUACUCCUUUAAUGCAUUUAUUAUGUCAAGCGCAAACAGUGCCAAAAAGUAAGUACAUGGCUCAAGAUAUAGAAGCUCUAAAAGAGAAAAUAAAAUUUUUGGUAGAACGUGGCGCUAGUUUUGAGUUAAAAAACAAUAAUCAGAAGACUCCUGAUGAUCUAAUAACUGUCUUAAUAAAUGAAGAGAUUUUAGACAAUGGAAUUGAUGGGGUUACAAAUAAGGCUCAAAAAUCUUCAAAUUUACCGAAUCAAAUUAAAGAACAACUUAGCAAGUAUAUUAUAAACAAUGGAAAACCAAUUAUUCGCGAAGUUGCUGUAUACGGCAAUUAUGCACAAAUUAAGUUGAGCAGUGAUGGUGCAGAAGUAAAAAUAAGUGAGUUUUUACAGGGUAAUUUUUGUAAGAAUAAUGGAAUUUCAGGAUUUUCAACAUUUUAUAAUGAUGAUAAGGGUGGAAUGCAUGGCUUCCUAUCACCGAAUGGAGUAAGAAACUAUACUGUCACUGAUGGUUCAUAUGAAAUGACGUUAGACUGGAUUGUUGGUGACGGGAAAUGCACUAUUACAAUCAAUAUAAGUAAGGAUAGUAUAGUAGUGGUUGAUAAAGAUGGUUUAAUAGUGGAAGGCAGAAAUGGUCUUACUGAUGAACAGUUGAAAGCGAACAAAUACGUAACAAUAAACGGUGUAUCUUUAUUUAACGCAAUAAAUAGUGGAAGAAAUAGGGAGCAAAAGAUAGAACGGGAGAGUAUGCAAGAAGUAGGCGAAGUAGUAUCAAAUGCUUUAUUAAGUAGUCAGCAGAUUUACAAAAACAAAGCACCUUCUCAGCUUGAUGUGCAACGCGGAUCUGUUACAAGUGCAUACGAUAACCCGCUGGAAGACUUGCACUUUCAAAGUGGUUCAGAUAGGUCAGAAGAUAUAAGUUCAGGUGUUAUUAGUACUCUUACUGCACAGCUUGAUGAGCAAGCCAAAUCGUUUAAUGUAGUAGAUGGUAGCAUGAUGACAAGAUUGCCAUCGGAAAGCGAAUUUCAAGCUAAGGUAAAUUCAAAGAAGGGAAGUACUCCUAAAGUUACUGGGCGGCUUGAUCCAGGGAAUACAAGUCCUCCUACAUCUAUUGAUAUAGGUAUAAAUACUCCAGGUACUUCUAAUGUACCUAAACUUAUUAAAUAUAAGCAAUAUUAUAAUAACUUGAUGCCAGCAGAAAAAUCUCGAAAUAGGGGUGUUCUAAGGGGUAUAAAUCCUAAAUUUAAAGAAUUAGAUUCUGGCUUUUCAUCUCCUACUGACAAUGCUAAACAUAAGCGUAUAGUAGAUCGAAGCGUAGGGAAGGAAUUUAAUCAUGAGUUGCAGGGAAAAUUUACACAGCCGAACAUGGGAUUGAAAUCACCUAGUACUAGUAAUUCUCAAACUAAGCAGUCAGAAUCCCACUUUUCAUCCCCUGCUACUGAUAGUAAUUUAGCUAUAUCAGAUCUGGAAGGAUUAGAAGCAAAGCUACUACUUUUGAAGCAAGGGCAAGGUAUAGAACAACCAUUUGCUCGUGUUUUAGCUCAGAUGAAAAAUAAGAAUGGGGGGGCUAUAUUGAAGUGGAUGGAGAAUAAAAGGGUGGAGAGUGGAUUGAAGCCUGCUGAAAGGCGUGAAAUGACUAAGCAACAAGCUCUAGAAUGCUUAUACUUAUAUAGCGCAGAUGAUUAUAGUGCCCCAGCGCAUAAAGGAAAAGUGAGAGAAAAGCCUACUAACGGUUAUGAUAAGAAUCGAGUUGGAUUGGCGAAUGAACUUAAUAAACAGAGAGAUUUUUUACGUACAUCGGGGGGAAAGUUAGAUGAUAAAUCUAGCGAGCCAGCUCCACGUGUAUUAAAAUUAAUGCGUAACAAUCAUCUAGGAAACAAGAAAGGGGGGAGAAAUACGUUUUAA
This is a messenger RNA of Cinara cedri, 2211 nucleotides long. Lineage: Eukaryota; Metazoa; Arthropoda; Insecta; Hemiptera; Aphididae. The record is from the annotation of a GenBank genome assembly.